Messenger RNA from Pneumocystis jirovecii RU7, 1140 nucleotides. RefSeq lists its product as uncharacterized. The record is from RefSeq and is a predicted model, not a curated record. Gene Ontology annotation, molecular function: cyclin-dependent protein serine/threonine kinase activity; ATP binding. The coding region runs from base 1 to 1140 and encodes 379 amino acids. The transcript has 9 exons. Lineage: Eukaryota; Fungi; Ascomycota; Pneumocystomycetes; Pneumocystales; Pneumocystaceae. Gene Ontology annotation, cellular component: nucleus. Gene Ontology annotation, biological process: regulation of mitotic cell cycle; protein phosphorylation.
AUGAGUCCGUCUUACCUCAAUAUUCAUUCAGUUACAGGAGAAAAGUUAGAAGUGGAUAUUGAUUAUAAAGACUUAUACCUUGGUACAUGCACAUCUAUUCAUGAUUUUGAGAAACUUAACAGAAUUGGGGAAGGAAAAUUAGCAUAUGGAGUUGUAUAUCGUGCAAAAGAUAAAAGAAACAAUACUGUUGUUGCACUUAAAGCAGUACGCAUAUUUGAUAAUGACCGAUAUUCGGGUAUUCCUAUUACAACGCUAAGAGAAAUAUCUAUUUUAAGAUCUUUAAAACACAAAAAUAUUAUAAGCGUUCUAGAAGUAGCAGUAGGAAAAGCACUUGAUGAUAUUUAUAUGGUAGAAGAAUAUUGUGAACAAGAUAUGGCAAGCAUAAUGGAUGCCGUUUCCAUUAAAUAUACACAAUCAGAGGUAAAAUGUUUAACAAAACAAUUAUUGGAGGGUGUAGAGUAUUUACACAAACAAAAUAUUAUUCAUAGAGACUUAAAAAUGUCUAACUUACUUUUAAAUGCAAAAGGUAUUUUGAAAAUUGCUGAUUUUGGUAUGGCUCGAGAAUAUAGAGAAAAUGGCAUGACACCUCACGUUGUAACUAUUUGGUAUAGAUCUCCAGAAUUACUUUUUGGGAAAAAAAAUUACACUAGUAGUGUUGACCUUUGGUCUGUUGGAUGCAUUUUAGGAGAAUUAAUAACAUCGGUACCUCUUUUGCCUGGUCAAAAUGAAACCGAACAAGUUCAAUUGAUCGCUAAUUUACUUGGUACACCUAAUGAAGCUAUUUGGCCAGAAUUCCGAAAACUACCACUUUCUAAACACUUUCAUUUCUUUUCAAGCAAAAGUAAUAUGAUAAAACAUAAAUUUUCUAAUCAGACAACAGCAACAAAAGAUUUAUUAAAUCGACUUCUUACUUAUGAUCCAGAAAAACGAAUUUCAGCAAAGAUUGCAUUGAAUCAUGAAUAUUUUAAAGAAUCCCCUCAAACCCAAGAUCCUUCUCUUUUACCAACAUUCCCCGAAAUAAGAAAUCAACAAAAAAAUGAUCAUAAAAGACAAAAUAAAACAAUUUCUUCUAAAUAUAAUAAUUAUAUUUUUGAUAAUUCAGAUAUUGAACAAUCAUUUGGAAAACGAAUAAAAAAAUGA